Molecule: messenger RNA, 7045 nt
Organism: Schistosoma rodhaini
Lineage: Eukaryota; Metazoa; Platyhelminthes; Trematoda; Strigeidida; Schistosomatidae
Source: the annotation of a GenBank genome assembly
AUUCUACAAAGUAUUUGUUUGAAGACGAAAAUCUGGUUCAUAAGUAGAUAUUGACGUUGAACUUUUUGAUGGCUACUGCUUCUAAAACAGAAAGUAGACUUGUUACAGAGCAAAAUAUUUUCAAUUAUUGCAUCUCUGGUGAUUUGAAAUCAUUAAAAGAAUGUGCACGUUCUGUUGGUCAAGUAGUUCAUAAAAAUUCACUUGAUGGUCAAACUUGUCUCAUUGUAGCAUGUAGAAAUGGACAUUUAGAUGUUGCUGAGUACUUAAUCGAUUUUCAUGGAGCAGAUGUUGAACAAGUUGGUGUUGUAGAAUUUGAAGGUGAACAAGUAGAAGGUGUACCUCCAUUAUGGUGUGCUUCAGCAGCUGGACAUUUAAAAUUAGUUGAAUUGUUAAUUAGUCGUGGUGCAGACGUUAAUCGAACAACAAUUACUAAUUCAACAGCUCUUCGUGCUGCUUGUUUUGAUGGACAUGAACAAGUUGUUCGAUAUCUUGUUGAACAUGGAGCAAAUAUUGAAAAUCCAAAUCGUCACGGUCAUACUUGUCUCAUGAUUAGUUGUUAUCGUCGUCAUGAUAGUAUUGUAGAAUAUCUACUUAGUAAAAAUGCUCGAGUUAAUCGAAGAAGUGCUAAAGGUAAUACUGCAUUACAUGAUUGUACAGAAAGUGGUAAUCUGAAAUGUUUACAAUUAUUAUUAAAUCAUCGAGCUAUUAUGCGUAAAGAUGAAUAUGGUCAAUUACCAAUUAUGUCCGGUGCGAAUGCAGCUUUCAAAAAAAUUGUAGAUUAUUUGGCUACUGUUGAAAUUCCUGAUUCAACACAAACAAUUAGUAUUAGUGAAAAAGCUGCCGCAUAUGAUCUACUUGGUGCUAGUCUAUUCGAUCGACAUUCAUUAAUUCAGGAUGCUAUAGCUGCUUGGUAUCAUGCAAUCAAUUUACGCCAAGAAUUAUCUACUUAUAAUAAUAAUAAUGGUCAUGAUAAUAAUAGUGGUAAUAAUAAAUUUAUUCCAUAUCCAGUACCACAAUGCUCUUGUAUGAAUGAAUCGAUGUCAUGUGUUGAAGGGCAAUCUACAACGACAACCAAUACUACUUCAACUACUAAUUCAUCCAAUAAUUGUUGGUCAUUAAUUUCAUUAGCUGCACGUGAAGCAAUUGGAAUGGCUGAAACUAGUCGAUUUGAUGAACAACAUUAUUCGCUAACAUCUAAUUGGCAACGUCAUAAAAGAUCUACGCGAAUUCAAGAGAUUUUAUCUAAAAGUUAUAAUUCUACAAAAUUUCAUCAUCAUCAUCAUCAUCAUGAUCAUCAUAAGUCACUUCAUCAAUCCACUCGAAGGCAAAAGUCUACCACAAAAUAUUCACAAGAUUUAAAUGAAUUAUUUCAAAGAAAAUAUAAAAAAUUACAAACUGAUUUACAAAAUGCAUAUCAAUGUAAAUUUGAACAUUUAGGUCAUUCAUUAUAUCGUUCAAAUUCAUUAAAAGAUUAUACUUCUGAUAUACAAUCACCAUCAUUUUGUUCAGUAUUUCUACAAGGUUCUCAUAAUUCACGUUUAGGUUUACGUCGUAAUGGUUCUAGUGAAUAUUUUGAUCAAUCUUCUCCUACUAGUUCAAUAUUAUCACAAAGUGUUUAUAGAUCAUCACCAUCACCAACGAAUUCUUUGAAUUUUGGUACAUCUUCAUCCUCCUCCUCUUCAUCGCCUCUAUCAACGACAGGACAUCAGAAUAGCAGUUGUGCUGCUGGUGGUGGUGUUUUUGUUCAAUCUGUCAUACCUGUGGAUCCAAUUCUAGGCUUUGAACCAAAAUGUUGUCAAAUUGCACGAUAUCGCCGAUGGCUUCUAGAGCCUAUUCAUCAUCAAAAUUAUCAAAUCAGAUCUUCGACAACACCUGGCCAUAAUAACAUUAGUAACAUAUUGAAUAAUAAUAGUACAGAGAGUUUCAUUCCAUCCAAAACUAUAAAUCAAUGUCCUAAUUGUAAGCAAAUACUCGUUUCAAUGAAUAAUAUUUAUUUAAAUGAAGAAAGUCUACUUUCAAAUCAAUCCAUUUGUCCCAUUUGUAAAACAUCAUUGAUGCCAAAUCAUUCUUCCAAUUUUUCAAACGAUAAUAAAACAGUCAAUUCAACAAAUCAGUAUUCUAAAGUAUCUUAUCCUUACGAGUCAAAUAAUAAUAAUAAUUAUGAUAAUAAUGAAAAUAAUCUUAAAUAUAUUUGUCCAAUAUGUCAUUUUGCUACUGAAAAUCAUCCAUUAAUUCGUCGAUUGAAACAAUGUGGUGAAGAAGCUUUUGGACAUGUUUGUGAAUUUCAAACACGUGAAGAUUUAGCUAGUUUAAUGUCAAAUACACAUGUUCUACGUUUACAAUCAUUGCUUAUACGUUUACGUAUAUUAGGUCCAGAUCAUCCAGAUACUAUUUAUUUUAUCCGUUAUCGUGGAGCAAUUUAUGCAGAUGCUGAUAAUUUUCAUCAAUGUUUAAGUUUAUGGCGUUAUGCAUUAGAAUUACAACGUACAUUUGUUGAACCAUUAUGUCAUGUAUCACAAGCUGCAUUUGUUAGUUUUGCUGAAUUAUUUCAUUUUGUAUUAACAAAUAAUUGUAUUGGUUUACCAGCAAAAGAUUUAGAUCCAACAUUAAUUGUUGAUUGUUUAGAAUUAGCUGUAGAUAAUAUUGAACGUGGAAUGGAUUAUUCAUUUUAUCAUUGGCAUCAUCGACAUCCAUGGUCAUAUACAGCAGCUGAUAAAGAAGCAAUUAAUUUAAUGCGUCAUGUAUCAUUAUGUUUACAUUUUAUAGCAAUGAUACUUAUUCAUUAUAUGCCAAAUUGUAAAGCUUUACCAACAUUACGUUCUAUUCGACGUCAUUUACCAGAUUUAACACAAGUAGUUGAAGAGUAUUUUAAUGAAUCCUUACAAAACUCUACAUUGAAUUCAUCAAAUAUGAUGCUAAAUCGACAAGAGUACAUUAAUAAUAAUAGUAAUAAUAUUGAAAAUGAAUCACAAACGGAUAGUUUAUCUAAUAAUGAUAUGAAAAAACGUAUGCCAAUUGAAUUGAAACAACGAUUUUUUCGUCAAGUAUAUAGAUUAGUCAAAUUAGAUCCAAGAGUACAUCGUGGUCAAAGUUUAAUACAUUUAGCUUGUUCACCAGAAACUUCAACUGUUGGUCGUUUUGUUAUUUGUACAUUUCCAAAUGUUAAUGUAUUAUCAUUGUUAUUUGAAUUAGGCGCUGAUGCUAAUUGUGCUGAUGUUGAUGGACAACGUCCUAUUGGUCAUGUUUUAGCACAACGUCGAUUAAAAAGUUCUGAACAUGUAUGUAUAUAUAUAUAUGUGUGAUUGUGAACAUUUUGUUGUUUUUGUUUUGUUUUCUACUUUUCAGGUAUUUAGUUGAAUCUAGGAAGUGUAUUUGUAUCCAUAUUUUGUGGAUUGACCAUUUCAAUAUUCCAUUGAAAUUCCUAUACACAUAGUAGCCCAUAUAACACGGAUUGAAACGGAUUCAUUUCAUUAAAUAAAGAAGAAUCUUUGAGUCCUUGUUCAAACACAAUUAAAAAACACUUAAUUGCAGAAGUGUGGAGGUUUUUCCGUUUAUAAUUUUAAGUAGAGCAAAAAUUUUAACAACUGCAUUUAUGAGUCGACCUAGGCUAGAAGACGAUUGAAAACCCGGAAGCACUGGAUUCCGUUUCGUCUUAGUAUGAGACUCCUCAGUGGUGUGCAUUCAUGAUAUUUCACGCAAGACCUUUGGUCUCGCGCACGAAUGCUUAACCUCUAGACCACCUAGCCGGCAUCCAACAGUGUUAAUGUCUAACUUCGGUUGAUUCAUGCUCUUGCCGAACCCUUCAUAUAUUAUCUGAGGUGGAUAAGUAUCUCCACUAGUAACGGCUUUUCACUAGAACUUCAGGAGUCCCAUUUUGAAGUUAGUCACUAGUGAGCAUGUAAUUAUUAUGAGAAUAAGGAUUUGUGAGGAUUGUAGUAAUUUUAACAGUUGAAUGCAUGAACUGAUCUACAAUCUUCACAAAUCCACAUUUUAAUGAAGCAAAAUAACAAAUUUAGCUGAUGAGUUCACUUUAAUGUCAUAGAUUCGCAUCAACCGUUACUUAUAACCUAGAGAAAAUAACCUGCUUCGGUCUGGGCAGCCGGGUAGUAACACAGCCCAUACACAAAUCAAGUAACUUGUGUGGUGCAUAUGCAUUCGGUCCCCCUUGUACGAAUACUUAUGUGUUCAAAUAAUGCACGUAAUUUAUAUAAUCUUAAAUUGAAGAUUAGGCGAAUAAUGACAACAGUUAUGUUAGGAUCAUCAAGUCAUAUGAUAGAGUGCAUGAAUAUUUACUAUAGAAAGUCUAGUAGGAGAAUUUUACAACACAUGAAAACAUGUUGAUGCCGAAGUUACGUAACAAUAACUGUAAAAUGAGUAGGGAGACUUGGAAAAUCUUGUCUGAUUUAAAUUUCAACCUACUUUUAUAGUGCUAUGAGUAUCACAGGGACGGAUAUUACUCUUGUCGAAGAAAUUCAGGUAGCUCUCAAACUGGGUGACAAGACUAUGACCGACAAAUGUUAUAUUUCUGGGGAAUGUCAUGCUAACUUGUUUGGUAUUGACUAGAUCCGUAAAUUUCAUUUAUGAGACCCGCCUUUAUACACUAUUUGUUAUACGACUAAUUCAUCGGAAUCUCAAUCACUUACAAAAAGAGUCUCUUAAGGAAUCAUUGUCUGCCAUAUCCUUCAUCCACUUGCAGCGAAAUGAGACUCGCCACAUUGCCAGCAAGACAGCUUAGGCUUUAUUCGGCAUGAGAUUCGCUAGAAUUACAUAUUAUUAUUUCCAUUAAAAGACUUUCGCAAAGCACUGUCUUCUGCAUGUGCACUGUUUCUCUCUACCAGAUUUGUAUCAUGCUUCAAAUUCACCAUCCUUUGUCAUUCUUCUGAUGCUGACUUUACGCUGGUAUUGGGAUCUACGUUGAUCCCCGCUAAAAUCCGUGUUCUGAUGUCUAUCUACUACAGAUCGUAGCCCACACACAAAAAUAUUACAUCUAAAGUGGUCUGGCGACAUUUCCUGUUUACGGAACCGACCACAUUUCUGGUUCACGAUGUUGGCAUACGUCACUUAGUCGUCCUAUAAUGUUUUCACAAGCUGAACACACUGGUAUCUAGUGUGAAAAAUUGAUGAUCGUUCCCCCAAAUAUAUGUGUCAGGCACUCUACUGUUCCCAGGAAGGUUAGAUCGGCAGGAUUCUUUGGGAGAAUGAAACUACAAAACUAUUCAUGUUCAAAAACUCUGAGUUUUCAUAGUAAUAAUCUGUUUUGAGCCUUUGUCCCACUUUUUGCAAUCAUAGCGCUUAAACCACCCCCCAAAAGUAUUUCUCCCCUUCUGAAUCAAAUACAGAUUCGCUUGUUGAAUUCGCAAUAGUAUCCGAAAUCAUAAUAGAAUUAGGUACCUGGGUUUUUGAAGAUAUCGACAUACUCUUUGCUGUUGCAAUAAUGAUUUCAGAUUAUUCAUUUUAUUGAUGUAAAAUGCACUUUAACUGAAUAUAUGAGUGUAGGUCCGUUUUAAUCACCGUCGCCACUGAAAUGACUCUCAGUUUUCUCCUUUACAUCAAUGGGACAAUAAUUUGCCUUAGAUGAAUAUCUACACUAGAUAAUACACUUCCGGUGUCUAUUAUACAAGGUUUCAGCACAACUAAUAUCAAGAACACGUGACUAGUCUGACUAGAACGUGAGUAUAUUUCAACGUCAACAAUCGACAACAUUAAUAAUAAAAGGGUGUCGGAAAAUAAAUAACACACCUGAUACCUAUCAGACUAUUUACUAGCUUAACUACGUAAACAACUAGUCGCUAUUUUCGUCGCCUAUGUAUCAUUUGUUAACUUAUUUCCUUAGAGACAUUACCUAAUGUUUCUUGUUAGUGGACUAUGUGACAUGGACGAUUGUUGUUUCGCGUGAAAUUGAAUUCUGUGUGAUAGUCAAUUGUCACCAGAUUGUGGAUAUACCCCAGCUAAUGAGUCCCAACAACUAACAUGAAAAAGGUUUCAUAUAUUUUUUUUGGAUCAAUUCACUUAUUGAUCACUUUUUCAAUUGAAUCUGAUCAAUACUUGUGAAUCCAACAACAUUCAACAUUGAAGUAGUAUUCAAUAACUGACUCUCUCUUUAAAUAUAUUUAUUUUCUCAUUCGUAUGUUAUCCAUUUUUUGUUGUUGGUAGGCCUCACUUGUUCAUACUCUGGUUAAAUGUGGCGCUCAUUUAGAUGCAACCAAUCGAAAUUCUUUAACUAUCCUCUACAAACGUUUUCAUCAUGUCCUCUUGGAAUCUCAUGUACAAAUUUUGGAUCAUGUGACUUUAGCUUGUCGUGCUGCUCGUGUAGCAAAUCAUUAUGGAUUAACUGCAUCAAAUCCAUCAGUUCAAGCUUAUUUACCAAAUAAUUUAUUAUUUUUCUUACAAAUGCAUCAGUAAACAAGUAAAUACGGGCAGGGGUUUAAACGACUACAUGGUUAUAGGUUUUUUUUCUACUUUAAAUUAAAACUAAAACAUUUGUUUACCCUAAAUGGUUGGUUGUUCACCUCUCUCCCCUGUUCCCAGUUUUCUCAAAGCUGAAUUCGAUCGUUAAUCAUAUUAAAUGAACUAUUCAAAAAAAAACAGCACAAUAUCCAUGUACACAACUACUUCCUCCCCCCUUAUUAUUAUUGUUUUAAUCUCUUUAUAUGAGUUGUUUGCCGCUGCCCCCCCUCUCUCUCUCCCUCCCAGUUUCUAUCCAUUCCUCCUACACAUAUUUAAACACAGAAACCUUUAUACCCAUUGCGCCAACAUGUUGCUAUGACAUAUAAAUGCCGUUUGUUUUUUUAAGUGUUUGAUUCAAUUUGGUUAAUUUAGUAAAAUAUUUUUUUGAUUUUUGAUUGUGUGUGAUAUUUAUUAUUGAAGCCCAUUAGUUUACUGUGACUAGUAUUAAUACUACUAUUACUAUUAUUAUGAUUUUUUUUUCUAUUUUUCUUUGUUUCCAUGGCUAUGCAGACACACACAUAUUUCUUUCUGUACAGAUUUUUUUUAAAAAAUGGAUUAAUGAAUACUUUGAUAUUGCAUACAAUAAGAGAAUAGAGAG